AUGGAUGUCUUCAAGAAAUUGGAGAUUACUAUGCCCUUGACCGAAGCAUUGCAACAAAUUCCCUCUUAUGCUAAACACAUGAAACAGUUCCUUAGUAAAAAGAAGAAGUACUUAGAGGAAGGAACAAUUGAAGUUCAAGGGAAUUGCAGUGCUAUUAUGCAGAAGACUCUACCCUCAAAAUUCAAAGAUCCGGGGAGUUUCACCAUCCCUUGCACCAUUGGGAAUUAUGAGAUAGGGAAAGCACUUGUUGACUUAGGGGCUAGCAUCAAUUUGAUGCCCCUAUCUAUGCUUCACAAGAUUGGUGGUUUGGAAGUUAAGUCUACAAGAAUGGUUUUGCAAAUGGCAGACAAAUCCAUCAGGCAUCCCUAUGGUGGGGUUGAAGAUGUAGUGAUCAAAAUUGACAAGCUUCAAUUUCCAGUGGACUUUGUAGUUAUGAAAAUGGGGGAAGAUGCAGAAACACCUCUCAUUCUUGGAAGACCUUUUAUGAAGACAGCCAAGGUUUUCAUUCAUGUGGAUAAGGGAACUGUGCUAUUGAAAGACCAAGAUGAUGAGGUAACUUUCAAUGUCUUUGAAGCUGGGCAGCAAAGUCAAGAGAAGCGGACUAGUCCCAAAGCUAAGAAUGAAGUUCUAUCAGUGACUAGCCUAAUAGGGCAAGCUGCCCAAGUGGUCAACAAGAGGGUCAAUUGUUUCUCUCCAAAAGUGGAGGAUGAUGAUGGAGACAAAGAAGAGAAACUUGUUCAUCAACACUCCAUCGUGGAAAGUGAUGAACCCAAACUUGGCAAACCAGUGACGCUCAAGAACAGGUUAUGGGUUAUCAAGGCACUAAAGGCAAAUGGGGUACUUGAAAUUGAGGCCCCAUAUUCAAGGAGAGUCAAGUUGGUGACAAGAAAAGUGUUGAAAUUGUGUUGGUGUCAUGAAAGGAAGAAGCACACCAAUAUCAAAAAUCAAAUUUGA
This is a messenger RNA of Vigna radiata var. radiata (mung bean), 954 nucleotides long. RefSeq lists its product as uncharacterized. The record is from RefSeq and is a predicted model, not a curated record. The transcript has a single exon. Lineage: Eukaryota; Viridiplantae; Streptophyta; Magnoliopsida; Fabales; Fabaceae. The coding region runs from base 1 to 954 and encodes 317 amino acids.